AUGUCAGAAGAUAAUAAUAAUAAUAAUGUUCAAGUUGAAGAGGACAAGGUUAGAAUUAGAUUCAUAACCAAUGAUGAAAACAUUAGAGUAACAGAGACACCAUUUGGCGUACCUGUUAGAUUGGGUCGUCUUGGUCUUUCAGAGGUUGUAAAUCAUUUGCGUAGCAGUGAUGCAUCGGAGCAUCGUCCAUUUGAUUUCCUCAUCAACGGUAGAUUCGUUAGAACCAGCCUCGAAAAACAUAUCAAACAAGCUGGUCUCUCUGAAGAACCAGUCAUCAAUGAAAAAGAGAAUCAACACGAUGAUUGGAUUUCAAGUCUCGAUGGUUGUUUGUCUAGUGGAUUGAUUGUCACUGGUUCAUACGAUCUUGGUACUAGAGUUGUCAAUGGUUUGGAUGGUGCUACAUUGUUGACUACCGUUGGUCAUUCUGCACCAGUAAAGAGUGUUGCUUGGGUCAACAGUCAAGAUCGUUCUCAGCUCGAAUAUGUAUCUGCAUCACACGAUAUGACCAUUCGUCUUUGGUCAUGUAAUCUCGAUCAAAAGACCUACAAGACAAGAGCUAUCUUCCAAGAACAUACAGGUACUGUUGAAUCUGUUUCGGUUAGUCCAGAUGGAUCAAAGAUGGUGUCUGGCGCUAUGGAUAGUAAAAUCAAGUUGUGGGAUCUCAAAAACAUCAAAUCAUCAUCUGUCACCAAUCCAACUCAAUCUAAAAAGAAAAGAAAAACUACUGAUACCACCACCACUGAAGAAGAACCUGAUUAUUUAAAAGAAAAAGAUAUUCAAACUGUUAAUGAAUCAAUAACAUCAUUGGAAGGACAUACUCAAGGAGUAUUGAGUGUUUGUUGGCCAACUCAAUUCCAAAUAUUGACAGGUGGUAUGGAUCACGGUAUUAAAUUAUGGGAUAUUGAAACAAUGACUUGUACAGAUACAAUCCGUAGUGGUGGUGUAGCCAUUCACGAUGUAACCUACUCUACAGAAUCUACUUUGAUAGCAACAGCACAAGCCGAGAAAACAGUACGUAUUUGGGAUCCUCGUGUUAGUGACGGAAAAUAUAAUGUUCAAUCAAUGUUGUCACACAAGAGCUGGGUGACAAGUAUUCGUUGGCAUCCAACCUCUCAAAAUCAACUCGUCAGUUCUUCUCAUGAUGGUACCGUUAAAUUCUGGGAUAUUCGUACAAAGAUUCCUCUUUACACUUUGGAUAAACAUACUGACAAGGUUUUAUGUGUUGGUUGGUCAUCAAAUUCUUCUACCUCUACAAAUCCAUCUAUUGUUUCUGGUGGUGCUGACUCUAAGCUUAAAAUUUAUAAAUAA
Molecule: messenger RNA, 1308 nt
Organism: Cavenderia fasciculata
Lineage: Eukaryota; Evosea; Eumycetozoa; Acytosteliales; Cavenderiaceae
Gene: wdr12
Product: WD40 repeat-containing protein
Exons: 3
Coding region: 1-1308 (435 amino acids)
Biological process (GO): ribosome biogenesis
Cellular component (GO): preribosome, large subunit precursor
Molecular function (GO): protein binding
Source: RefSeq, a predicted model, not a curated record